Theileria equi strain WA is the source of this 1830-nucleotide messenger RNA. Its product is annotated as small GTP-binding protein domain containing protein. The transcript is spliced from 7 exons. The record is from RefSeq and is a predicted model, not a curated record. Gene Ontology annotation, molecular function: magnesium ion binding; GTPase activity; GTP binding. Bases 1 to 1830 code for a protein of 609 amino acids. NCBI's taxonomy places the organism in Eukaryota, Apicomplexa, Aconoidasida, Piroplasmida, Theileriidae.
AUGAGAAAAAACAAAAUUUUAGGCCGAGAAUAUCCAAAAUGUGGUCUAGGUGGAGCCUUCCAUGGAAGAAUUUGCGUCUUUAGCGACACAUUUCCAAAAAAUGACUGGAUAGAAUCUGCGCUCAUACAGCAGAAUGAUCCGCGCGAUCGACUCUUUUAUUCUUCCUCUAGGCUCAGUUUUGUUCCGAGUUAUCUAUGGCUCUAUAGCAUUCGUAAAUGCAGAUAUAGAGCCAAAAUCCAUCAGGAUGAAUCUCUGAGUGAUGACACAGAGGAACUGGAAGAAGCAAAUGAUGAGAAUUUUGAUGAUCUGGAAGAUGUCAACUUUCAAGAGGAAGAAGAUGUAGACCUGGAAGAUGACAUUUUCGGCGAAAGCAGAGACUAUAGAGCGUCAAAACUUGUCGACUUUUGCAAAAUAAAGGCAAUUGGUGGAGACGGAGGUGACGGUUGUCUCUCAUUUAGGAGAGAGAAACAUGUUCCCCUUGGAGGAGCAAACGGCGGUAACGGCGGUCCUGGGGGCUCUGUUUAUCUACACUGUGAUGAAAUGCUUUCAAGUCUAAAUCACAUUGAUCAAUUUUACAUUUACAAGGCAAAAGACGGAGAGAAUGGUCUUGGAUCACAGCGCAACGGGGCCAAAGGAAAGGAUCUCGACAUUUUUGUCCCAUCAGGAACUGUAGUUUACGGAGAAGAUGGUGAAAUAUUUGGAACUUUACUGAGGAAAGGGGACAAGAUUAGAAUCGCACGUGGAGGAAGAGGUGGAAGAGGAAACAAGCAUUUCAUGACGAAACUAAAUAAUGCCCCAAAAAUAUCUGAGCGAGGUGAACGUGGCAUUUGCAGAGUUGUAUCACUAGUUUACAAGAUACCGGGAGAUAUUGCCCUUGUUGGUAGACCAAAUUCCGGUAAAAGCUCAAUUCUCAAGAGUUUAACCAAAGCUAGACCAAAGAUUGCAGAUUAUCCAUUCAGCACAAUAUCACCUGUGCAUGGCGUUAUGGACUAUGAUCGUAUAACUCAAGAGGAUGAGAAUUCUGGUAUUGUCAAUGAUGUACCUGAAGAUGAUACACAAUCUACUUUUGAAGAAGCUGAAGAGGAAUUGCCAAGAGAAGAUGAAAAUGUACAUUCUCAAAAUGAUACGGAAAGGGAGGAAGCUCUGAAAAGAGGAAAGCUAGUAAUUGCAGACGUGCCCGGAUUGAUUAAAGGUGCUCACGAGGGUCGUGGUUUGGGUCAUGACUUUUUAAAGCACAUUGAAAGAUGCCAAGUACUGGCGUAUGUUGUAGACAUUUCAGCAGAGGAUCCCCUUGAAGAUUACAAUGCCGUAAAGGGGGAAAUUGGUCUCUAUGAUGAUGAACUACUCUCGAGGAUGGAUAUUGUCCUUUUAAACAAAAUAGAUUUGGUGAAUCCCGAUAAAGUUACUACCAUCUUGGAAUCAUUCAUAAAACACUGCAAUCAUGAUCGUAUCUACCCAAUUUCAGCAAAAACACUGGAAAACUUUGAGACAAUAAGACCGAUCCUUGCAAAGCUUCAUCAGGAAAUUCCUGUUCCAUGUGUAAAUACUGAUGUCCCUACUGUCUGCGAAUUGGACAAUUUCAGGAAGCUUGAUCCUCGCAAUUUCAAAGUAACAAAGAUCGGGGAAGGCGAAUUUACGAUAGAAUCUCCCUAUUUGGAGAGGAAAAUCGCAAUGAUGAGAUUCGAACAACCAGAAACAUUAGACAGGCUAAGAGGAAUGUUGAGACGAGCCAAGAUGCAAAGUAAAAUGGUAAAGGCUGGAAUUUCUCCCGGAGAUACCGUACACAUUGGAGAUCUUUCAUUUAGUGUCAGUCAGAAUAUACUAAUGUGA